AGCAAAACAGAUAGGGCGCGCACGCAGUCGUUCACACACAAACACAGGCAGACGCUUGCUGGCAGACACCCCAAAGAAGAAAUCUAGUAACUGAAAAAGCAACCAGUCGUCCAUUGGGAACCAAUCCUCUCCAUUGUUCACAUAUACUUGACCCUUUCAACCUGUUCAUGACACAGAUGCCGGCUACCUCAGUCACCUCCUACUGUUUGGAUCCCGCCUACUCUGCACCUGGGUAAGCUGAGCCGUGCCGUCUGGAGGCAGAAUACCACAGCAGUUCUCUCCAAACCCAGAGAAAGCGGACGGUCGUGAGAAGCGCUAAUCGUGGUCGCUCGAAAACGUGAAGAUUUGGGGGGUUUUUUGGAACAUGUUUUAUUGUCAUACAACGUAAAGCUGCGCUCAGAAGACAUCGAAUUAGAAAAGUGUUUAAAACAGAAGGCUCCAUUCUCUGGUACCGUGUGAGGAAACGCACCGUACAGGAUCAUUUUGUGCUGCGCCUGCAUCUGAAUUUUAUUCACCGAGCUUUUUUGUAGACUGUCUGAAGCUUUAUUGGAACCGUGCGCCGCUGUUCUUGUGUGGUGAAGUUUUCCUGACAGUUCCGACGUGUUGGACGUCUAAUAAACAAGCCCGAAUAAGAUUUCUCGUUUCAACGGCUCAAUCAUAGUCGGGGACUGGAAAUUAAUUUUGUCUACACAACCACGUAACGCAUGGUGGGAAUUUCUGCCCCUUUUCAGUAUAAGCCGGGGACGUGUGUUUAAUGAAUACAAAGCCGUUGUGUGUCGCCGUGCUCUCUGCCAGAAGAUCGUACUGAGAAGCUCUCCACCAUGCCCGACUCACCUGCGGAUGUGAAGACACAAUCCAGGUUGACUCCGCCGACCAUGCCGCCGCCUCCGACCACGCAGGGUGCCCCCAGGACCAGCUCGUUCACGCCCACCACACUAACCAAUGGCACCAGCCACUCUCCUACGGCUUUGAACGGAGCUCCCUCACCGCCCAAUGGCUUCAGCAAUGGGCCCUCCUCAUCCUCGUCCUCCUCGUUGGCCAAUCAGCAGCUCCCGCCGGCCUGUGGCGCCCGGCAGCUCAGCAAGCUGAAGCGCUUCCUCACGACGCUGCAGCAGUUCGGGAAUGACAUCUCCCCGGAGAUCGGCGAGAGAGUCCGCACGCUGGUGCUGGGCCUCGUGAACUCCACCCUGACCAUAGAAGAAUUUCAUUCCAAACUUCAAGAAGCUACAAACUUCCCACUACGACCUUUUGUCAUCCCAUUUCUAAAGGCCAACCUACCGUUACUGCAGCGCGAGCUCCUGCACUGUGCGCGGCUGGCCAAGCAGAACCCAGCUCAGUACCUGGCCCAGCACGAGCAGCUGCUCCUCGACACCAGUACCACCUCUCCCGUGGACUCUUCCGAACUGCUGCUGGACGUCAACGAAAACGGCAAGAGGAGGACCCCUGACAGAACCAAAGAGAACGGCUUUGACCGGGAGCCUUUGCACCCAGAUCACCCCAGCAAGAGGCCCUGCACGAUCAGCCCUGGCCAGCGCUACAGCCCCAGCAACGGGCUCUCCUACCAGCCCAACGGCCUGCCUCACCCCACGCCGCCCCCACCUCAGCACUACCGCCUGGACGACAUGGCCAUCGCACACCACUACAGGGACACCUACAGGCACCCCAACCCCCGUGACCUCAGGGAUCGCGCCCGGCCUCUGGGGAUGCACGGCACACGGCAGGAGGAAGUCAUCGAUCACAGGCUCACUGACAGGGAAUGGGCGGAGGAGUGGAAGCACCUUGACCAUGUAAGAAAACUGCUGAACUGCAUCAUGGACAUGGUGGAGAAGACCCGGCGCUCCCUCACCGUGCUCCGCCGCUGCCAGGAGGCCGACCGGGAGGAGCUCAACUACUGGAUCCGCCGGUACAGCGACGCCGAGGACCUGAAGAAAGGCGGCAGCAGCAGCAGCCAGUCCAGACAGCAGAGUCCGGCCAGCCAGGAGGCCUCCACGCCAGAAAUACACAGGGAGCUGCUCCACAGACCGGUGUCGGGAUACGUGCCUGAGGAGAUCUGGAAGAAAGCUGAAGAGGCUGUGAACGAGGUGAAGAGGCAGGCCAUGUCGGAGCUGCAGAAGGCCGUGUCGGAGGCGGAGCGCAAGGCCCACGAGAUGAUCAGCACGGAGCGGGCCAAGAUGGAGCGCACGGUGGCCGAGGCCAAGCGGCAGGCGGCGGAGGACGCGCUGUCUGUCAUUAAUCAGCAGGAGGACUCCAGCGAGAGCUGCUGGAACUGCGGCCGCAAGGCGAGCGAGACGUGCAGCGGCUGCAACACGGCGCGGUACUGCGGCUCUUUCUGCCAACACAAGGACUGGGAGAAGCACCACCACGUGUGCGGACAGACUCUGCAGGCGCAGCAGCAGGGCGAGACGCCCGCCGCCGUCGGCUCCUCCGCCACGCCCAGCAGCGGCGCGGGCAGCCCCGCGGACACCCCGCCCGCCGCCACGCCGCGCUCCACCACCCCGGGCACGCCCUCCGCCAUGGAAGCCGCGCCGCGCUAGAGCGGCUCCAGCUCGUCCCCGUCAAACUCUUUCGCUUCCCUCACCCGCUCAUAGAUUUUUAAAAAUGUAAGAUGCUACAAAGAGAGAGGACUGGUCUCGGAGUAACGAUUAUACACAGAAGGCCAAUAACGGGUCAUAUUGACUUGCCAUGAUUAAGAACACAAAGAUAUUCUUUGUUUUUAUUAUCAAUGUCAUUGUUGUCGCUAUUAAUAUUAUUAUCAUCGUCGUCGCUAUUUUACCUUCCUGUAAAUACGAAGCGGAAGCUGAAGAGACAGCAGAGAAUUGCAGAUGAGUACAUUUGACCUCCCCUCUGUUCUUUUUCCAGUAGCUGGGAUCUGAAACUAGUUGACCUCAUUAAAAGAUGCUUUACCAAACAGCAAACCAAGGGAUUACUAAUUGCUGUUGAAAGCAAAAAACAGAUAAUGUUCCGUGUGAUAAAGAGACACGUUUGUUUUGAACAAUAUGUGGGGGUUGGAAGGAAGGGGGAAGAAAAAAACACCAACCCCACCCCCCCCACCCCCCACCCCCCUCAAGGGCUCAAGUGCUGGAUGGAGGACUGCAGAUAUUUUUCUGGGAAGAUGAAUGCCAUACUUGGCUCGCUGACUGAACUCCGAAGACCUCUCACAGAAACCUGCAGAUGUGCACCAGAUUGCAAUGAAACCCAGAUGUUCAUCCAUCCCCCACAACUUCUGAAAGAAGCGUAAUAAUAUCCAGGUCAGUGGACUGAGGGAGAAGUGAGCCUUCACGGCAAAGGGAUGAGAGUUUGGAGGAAUACAGCACUGGAUUGGGGGAUUAAAAAAAUAGAAUAUACUUAUUUAUGUUUAAAUAUCAUCCCUUUCGGUUCAAGAACAGGAUGUGAUGUCAUCCAGCCUCAGCAAGGUGAGAGACAAAGCGGCACUUUGCGAGCAGAAGGCUGAGACGAAUAACUCCCUGAAAGGUGAAGGCCGGCCUCCUGGAUGCCGUUCAGCCCUUUGAUGUCCAGUGUGCCCUCAGCCCCAGGUUUUUUCUCUCUCUCUCUCUCUCCUUUUUUUGUUUUCUAAAUAUUUCUCAUGGUGUAAAAAAAAAACACUUGUCCUGUGCAGUUCCCAAUGGUGAUUUAAUGUAUAUGUGUUGGACAAUUGUGAAGAUGCAUAGUAGUUUAACCAUGCCCACAACUUUAGUCUCUUUGUUCCUUGUUGGUGCAAAAAGAAAAUUUAACCUUUCUGAGCUGCUUUUAUAUUUGUAUGUAUUAGUGAUAGUUCUCUAGUAGUUCUAUAAGAAGGAUUUUUGUUGUCCUCAAGAAAACUCUCAGAGCUGCUAUUUCAGUCUAUUCAGAUCUUUUCUGAGAACUAGCAUGCUUCAUGGAAUGCUAACAUAAAUGUUUUGUACAGGGGAUGUACACAAAUGUAUUUGCACUGUCACAAAGACUCUAGGCAUGCAUCUUUUGGCAAACUCUUUCGGUAUAGGUCCAUUCCACACUGAUUUAUCCUGUAGUUGUAGUGUGAUUUUCUUUCUGUUAUAUGGAAAUAUUGUAACAAAACCCACAAUUGUUGGUGAUGUUUUGAGCAAAAGAAGAUAUCAUAACUUUUUUUAAAGGGCCGUGCAUGCACAUCACUGAUCGUUUGUUAAGUAUUGUUGUUUUUCCAAAAAAAAAAAAGAAAAAAGAAAAAAAAACUAAUUAAAACUAACGUUCCAAAUGCACAGGUGUAGACUGACAGCUUUAACACUGCUGAAUGCCAGGUUACACAGUAUUACAAGAAUUAAAACACGGAAGUCAGCCAAAGACAGACACGAAGGACCAAAAUCUGAUUUUAUUCUGAAGUCAAAAGAGAUACACGCAAAUGCAUGAUUAUUUAUUUUUCUUUGAACCAAGCUAUCAUCAGGUGAAACCAGUUUCAGCAAUGUUUUAAUAAAAUUUAAAAAAACUUUAACCCUUUCCUGUCCAGAACUGAGAUCAGCACUGCUCAACAAGAUUGGGGGAAACAUUUAUGAAACUGACAUUUCAGACAGAUAGAUUCUUCCCUCACACACCAUCAGAUGUAUUUUGAAAUAAAAUGAGCAAUAAUAUCCAAGGUAGCACAAACCACAAUGAGGAUUCCUCUCUUAAAAAUUAUUUAUUAAACUAUUUUCAGAUACUUCAUGUCAGGUUUUAUUUCUUCUUUUUUUGGGCAUUUGUUAAUUAUAGUAUAUAACUCCAAUAACAGAAUAAUAGAAUUCUGGGCCUUUCAAAGAAGUAUAUUCAUUGUCUGAACAUUCUUUUCACAAUGCCAAUAAAUGUAAGUGCAAUUUAUUUUGUUUGACAAUAACAAAACAAAAAUAGAGAGUACAGUCUAAAAAAUGUCAUCAAUUUACAGGAAUGAAGAUGGAAAUUGACAAGCACUUAAUCAGAUGCACACAGUACGCUUUUCCUCCCAGAAACCAUGGUGCUAAUAGAUGUGUAUUUGACCUUUGACCUCACUGAGGUGGCCUGGUGGUGGGUACAGGCAGUCUGAUUGGUGGGAUUCUCCUGUGUUCCCACACUGUAAGCCUAUGUUCUAGACUCUAAAGGGUUAAAUAAUCCAAAAAGGUGUCUGACACCCAGUUAACAUUUCCUCAGAAGCUGUGAUUUUACACGAAACAGCAAAGCUGUUUUAACACUAGUGUAUUGUAUUUGAAAAAUAAAAGGAUUAGUGUGUCAUGUUGUUGCAUUUCAGGGCAACCUGGGUAAAAAAAAAAAAGAGGUGAAUAAAUAAAAGUUGAGAACUCUUGAAGCUCUAUCUCCUCCUCUCCUUUCCUCUACUCCUGUUUUGCUACAACCUCCUCAGUGGCAAAAAGUCUCACUCUACCUCUGAUCGCAUGUUAUUAGCGCCAGUUGUUGAACAGAUACUGGUCUAGUCAAACCAAAUGGGCACAAGAGAACAGGAAAAAAACCAAAUCUAAGCUUAAACAGCUGCAAAAACCAUAUCACUACUUGGUAACAAUGCAGACCUCAUAAACCUAAUGAAGAGAAGAAAAAAGAAAAAAAACAACUUUUUUGUUCCUUUUUGCUUGUCAUAUAUACAGAUCACCUGAAGUAUAAUUGUAUGUAUAGCAAAUUAAAGGCCGUGACUUUAAAAAAUGUGUUAACUCCAUUUGAUGUAGUAAAAAAGGAUUGCUGAUGGGAAAAUAUGGCAUCCUCGUUUUCUCCCUACCCCCCCUCUCUCUAUCUCUCUCUCUUUCACUCUCAUGCUCUUUUCUCUUGCUUUUCUCUGUCAUUAGACAUGCUACAGUAGGCCGCCUGUUGUUUAGGUUCAUAUCAUGGGGAUUCAUUUUGAAAAAGAAAUUAAUAACGAGUAAAAAAAAAGUGUUUCGAAAAAUGAAGGCUGGUUCAUAGACGCAUGCCUUGACGAUGUAUCAAGGGGGAAAGGAACUGUUAUCUCCAGUUUGUAAAAUAGAUGAAUGAUGAAUUUUAAAAAGAGAAAACGUGGAGAUGGUGGAAAUGCAGACAAAUGGUUUUAGGGAGCAGAGCAGGGGUGGGGGGGGGGGCGGUUAUGAAAGUUUUAUUGUGAAAAAAUAAACAAUUGAAGUUGUUGUGCAAUACUUAAUUCAGACAUGUACCACACGCUAAUGGUAGACUAACACUGGGGUUGGUCCUUCAUCUUGCAUUGUUGGCAUACUCUUGAGCUUUUAAGUCUACUAUGUCGGGACUGUGGCUUCUCGUAAUUCUUUGUUUUUUUGUUUUGGUUUUUUUGGUUUUCUUUAGUUGGACUGUAACGUAUGGUCUGUCAACCUGUGAACCUUUUGAAGUAUGAUUCCGGUAUUGUUGUACUCCUUACUGUGUAAUAAAUAUUUUAAAACCUGUA
Molecule: messenger RNA, 6334 nt
Organism: Anguilla rostrata (American eel)
Lineage: Eukaryota; Metazoa; Chordata; Actinopteri; Anguilliformes; Anguillidae
Gene: runx1t1
Product: RUNX1 partner transcriptional co-repressor 1
Exons: 12
Coding region: 822-2534 (570 amino acids)
Biological process (GO): DNA-templated transcription; negative regulation of DNA-templated transcription
Cellular component (GO): nucleus
Molecular function (GO): transcription corepressor activity
Source: RefSeq, a predicted model, not a curated record